ACGAAUUAUUAUUGGCUUAGAAGAUUAAUUUUGUCAACUAAAUUGUAUAGAAUACAAACAGAAUAUUUCUUCAUUAUCGAACAAAUCGUAAUAAAUUAUAAAUUAAAUUCAUAUAUUUUAAAGGUGAAUUUCAAAGAAUUCGAAAUGUUAAUUCACAAUGUUCCUAGAUUUGUAAACGUAUCAUUGGCUAAAUACGUACCCAAUAUAGAUACAAAAAAUCAAACAAUGAAGCCACACUAAACCGCGGAAAAGGAAGUGGUUUCUGCAAAUGGAAAGUCCAAAAAAUAGUUAAACAAAACGUAACGAAAGAAACCUUCUAUCAGUAUUUCUUUGUACCGUGGCCUGCUUUGGUUCUUUAGAAAACAACGUGAAAAUAUCUGAGGAAGUUCCUGCUAUUGUAUCCGUUGUUAUGUUCACCCUACGUUUGGCUAAUUUUAAUACGUAUGCUUUUGAACCGCAAACAGUGCUUUGUACACGGAAUCCGUUGGAAUUUUGUAAAUGACUCGGCAAAACGCGACACUAUUUUUAUAUACACACAACAUCAACCAAUCGAGACGGAAAAAGACACUUUAACGGUAAAAUAUGUGUUCAUCCGUACGUUUAACAUCGUAAUACAAUUAAAAAAUGUCAGAGAGAAAAGUGGAUACAGAAAUCGUGCGAAAGGAAUACACAAACGAUGUGAGCCUCAUCGAUGAAGUUGAAAUCAUUGACGUGUCUGUUUCAGAUUUUAAUGAUACUGAUACCUGGUUGUAUAUACCAUUGCAGUAUCAAUCUGAGGCUUCAGUCCAAAAUUUGUACACUUGGUUGAAAAAUGAAUCAGAGCUAAUUUUACCAGGAAAUAGAAGAUUCAUCGAUACAAGAACAUUUACAAGACCUAAAAAACGAACAAGUAGAAACAACUUUGAAUCUAUUUUGGAAAAUUUAUCUCCACCUGUAUCAAGUGUAUGGAAAACUACAUAUUCAAACUUUUCACAUAUAGGAGAGGAUUUAAGUAAACAUUUAACUAAACCUGCUGCCAAUAAAGAGGAAACUGUACAUCCAAUGUUAAAAAUGGCACCUAAUACAAAUAUCAGUUUUCUUUCUGAUGAAGCAUCAAUAACAUCAGGUCAAGAAAGUAUGGAAAUUUUUUUGAACAUGUCUCAUUCAAAGGGAAUUGAUUCAUUCAUUAAUUUAGUUGAACCUGGACUCAGUGAUCCAAUUAUGAAUGUGUCUCAACCUUCAAUAUUUUAUUCAUCUAUCACUUCAUUGCCUAGAGAUGAUUCUUUGCAUAACGCAGAUUGUGAUAAAGAAGAUGAACCUGCAAAUUUAACUCAUUCUUUGAAUCAACAAGCUAUCAUACACAAGGAUAUUAAAAAUCCACAUGUGAAUGAAACAUUUUCAAUGGUCGAUGGAAUAGACAAUGAACCAGACAAUAAUAAAACUCACUGCCUGACUCAAGCAAACAGAACAUUUACCAAUAAAUCUGAUAACAUCGAACUAAAUGAAACUUAUGAUGCAGAACCUGCUUCUUCAACAGUUAUAUUGACAAGAACAGAUAAAGAUAGACAGAGUACAAUUAAUUUGUCUUCCACAUUUGUAAAUAAAGAUGAUGGAAAUAUAAAGUUAUUGCAAUUAGAGGAUGACAAGAAGAAAGAAUCAAGUGCUCUGAAUUCCACAUAUUCUACUACAGAAGUUAAGGAUGUAAUUACGAACGUAAAUUUAUCUACUAAAAAUGAUGCACAAGAUGAAAAAGUUCAGGCAUGUGAUCCCCACAAAAAUACGUCUACCAUUAUUCUUGAAAAUGUAGUCGAACCUAUUUCACCUGUUGCAAAUUCAACUUUUUCAUUGGUGCAAAAUAACGCUUUGGAUUCUACAUUUAAAUUAUCUAUUCUUCCUGGUUAUCAAUCAACCCCUAAAAAUCCAUUAAAUUCGACAUUUCAAACAAAUAGUAAACAUUCAGAGAAAUCAUCAAUAUACAAUGCAGCUGUAUCUUCAAAUUUUAAAGCAUCCACAUCACUGAGAAAAGAAUUGUUAGCAGAAAUACAUAGAAAUACAGAUCAUAAACUCGAUGGUACAUAUAAUUGUGUGGCUAAUGAACUUCACACUAGAAAGACUGAGAAAAGAUCAUUCGAUGAGAUCCCGAAUCAAAAUACCAGAAACAAUAUAUCUAUAGAAAAUAAAUACAGUACAUAUAAAAAGGAUCAAACAGUUAAUAAAAUUAAAGUCGAGACUGAGAUAGUAAAUGAUGCAGAAGCAUGUGUUCAGAAUCUGCAGGAUAAAAAGUAUUACACUUUUACAAAAAAAAGUAACAUUCAUGUGGGAAAGACUGAUAUGGAAAAUGCGGAACCUUUGGGGAACGUGGACGCUACAUUUGUGAAACCACUUCCGAAACUGCAAAAAAGACAGCAGCACAUUCCGCGAAUGCUUUCAAAAUUACCACAGUUCCUUCAAAAAUCUAAUCCAAAUCUUGUAUCUAAUUCUUUGAAAACUGUUAACAUGGCAGGAUGUACAAAUGCAUCUACUAUUGGGUAUAUGAAAGGCUCACAAUUGAAUAUUGUUAGAGAUGUUGAAAAAGGUGUAACAAAUAAAUUGUACAGUUUAGGUAAAAUGAAAAGUGGUUCUGAGCAGCGACUUUUAGAACUUAAUACAGGCGUAGGGGAACUCCAAAUGAUGGGUGCUGGAGGAUCUACAGAAAGCAUUGAAAGUACACAAAGUGCUCACAGUGCACCUGACUUAGAUGACAGACUUAGCACAUGUUCAGAUAGUAGCCAUAAUUCAUACACUGUGCAGCCGAUGAAUAUUGAACAAUUGCAUCAAAUAGUACGAAUGCAAGAAGAAAGUUUAAAACAGGAUGCAGCUCCUGUUUUAAAUAAACAUGUUAUGGAAAGCACUUGGACAGACAUGAAAAAGAACUUACCUUCUCCUAUUCUAAAAAAUGGUACUGAUGGUUGUGAAAGUGAUUCUUCUUCGUUAACAAGUAUGGACUUCAAUGUUAAAACAAGCUCUCCGCUAAUAAGUCCUACUAGAUCUAGUCAGUCCGUAAAUACCGAUGAUCAUUCUACGGAACGUAAGCUGAAACAGGAAAAUGAAACAGAUAUAGUGAAAAAAGCUGAAGCGUUUAGUAAACCAACAAUGAAAUUCGAAAACAAAACUAGACUGCGGCAACCCACGAAUUGGAAUACUGGAAAUAGAACUUCAAAUAUGCUUAGCGCUAUUCCUAGACCACCAUCGCGUAUACCAGGCCCUAGGACAAUCAGACCAACCAUAAAGAAUACCCAAGGUGAUGUAAAAAGAGGAUACAUGUAAAAAUUCAAGGAGUACUGAUAAUCACAGGAGAUACGCGUUUCUAAAUAAGAAGAUUUGAUGAUUUAAUUUGUAUUAAAGAUGGUAUAUCUUCAAAGGAGGAGAACUCUUUUAAAUGUGACAAAAGUUCAGUAUUAUUAUACUUUCUUCAAUAUGAUGAAAGCUAUAAUUGAAACAGUCUCAAACAUUUCUGUUUCGGGAAAACAACGAAUCUAAGAAAAACUUUCAAAAGAAAUUGAAUGUUAUAAAUGGUGAAAAUUUGUCAUGUUUUUAGGAAUCUAUCAUAAUUUUAUCAUGAAAGAUUUGUUACAAAAAAUUUUAUUUUAAAUUAUUUUUCUCAGAAAAAUAUAAAAAAGUAUUGUUUUUAAACCAAACGUAGACUGUCAAAUACUGAUUUUAAUCUUAAUUAUUCUGAUUCGUCGUGACAAUGAAUUGGUACACUUACAGUAUAAGAUGAUCCUUAUUACAUAUGUAGAUAAAUAAAAAUAUUUUUUUUAUAAGAAUACUAUUACAUACGAAAUUAUAUUGUAUUUCAACAAGAGCAUCUGUGCGUGAUAUGUGCAUUCCAUUGAAAGCAUUAAUGAUAUACCACUAGCAUACUGUGUAUAAUUAUAUGUAGGUAGGGUUUUGAAAGCCAAAUUUUGUACAAAUUUUUUGUCAUUAGGAAAUAAUUAGAAAGUGCAGACAACUUACAUUAAAAACUUUAAAAUUGACGAAUUCUUAAAUACAGAUAGUAUAAGAAAUAACUUGCAUUUCAUAUAGAGAAUGAAAAUAAAUCUAUAAAAUGGAUAUGAAACCAAUGAAUAUUUAUAAAAUUUUAGAAACUCGAAGUUAGAUUUAUAGAUUUUAAUAAGUAGUAAACAAAAUAUCUCAAGGGCAUAUGCCUUACAUUAUUAACAAUUACAGAUAGGUUGCAGAAAUAAAUAAUAUUUUUUAAGAAAAUAGUAACAUACAGAAACAGUGUUUCAAAGUAAAUUUUUAUAUACAGGAACAAAAGUUUAAGGUUAAAAGAUAAAAUCACAUAAAUUUAUAUGCAAUUUUGUAGAUACUGGAAGAGCUAUUAUCUUUUUUAAGAAAUCCAAUGCAAUAUUUUUUUAUAUAAACGGCCUAUGUAGAAUCAAAUACACAGAGCCUUAUGGUAUAUUAUUAAUUCCAUGCAGCAUAUCUGUACAUUUGGAAUACCCUUGAGCGUAAUUGUCUUGCUGAUCUGCAAUACAUAUAUUUUUAAAUAAUAAUUUUUAUAUCCAUUGAUACAUCCUGAAAAUUUAUAAUAAUUUUAAUGUGCCGAAAUUAGGACAACUUUAUGUGCUUAGAUUUUUUUAAGAUUUAAAUUGUAGUUACCAAAGAAUAAUUACAAAAUUGUUUUCAUAUCACAGAAAGGUUGAUGUUAACUGUAACGUUAAGAAUGUAAAUUUUUAAUAAUUCCAUUCAUAUAUUAAAAUAACAGGAAACUACAUUUUGUACGCUGACAAUUGACAGUUCCGAAAAUAAGUAUAAAGAUGUAUAUAAACUAUUUAAGACUGUAGACAUAAACCAUGGUACAUACCUACAGUAUCUUUUCAUUGAAUAAUAGAACAUAUAAUUGAUUGUGAAUUAGGAACAUCAAAGGUGCAAAAUGCAUCUGUAUUUAAAUAUGAAAGUUUUAUGCAAGUAUAGACUCAGUAAGUUUUUUAUAUCAUCAGAAGAACACUAUCAAUAAAGAAUUUACGUUAGUAAAGAAUAAUAUGAGUAACAUCUGAGUAACGGUAAACGGUGUACAUGAUAAGUAAUUAUAUUUCCAAUUUAAUGUAUGUUGCUAUAUUUGAAUCAUUUAUUCAAAUUUUAAAAUUAUGCAUUCAAUCAGAUAAAAUAAAUAAAAACGCAAAUCGGUUUAAAAUAUUUCGGGACGUUGUAAUACUUGUAUUGGUAAUCAAUUGUCAUAUAUUGCAUAUAUACUUUUGAGUUCCGUCCUACAGUAUUUAAUUUCCAUUGAUGCAAAAUCUUCAGAGCUGAAACAUAUCACAGCGUACAAAUAUUAAAAAAAAAAUUAUAUCUUAAAAAAUAUACAUCAAUACUAAGGUUAAAUAAUUAUUAGAAUUAUUGGUAUUGUACUAUUAUGGAAAUAUUAAAUAUUAAAACCUUUAUAAACAUGUCAAGGGAAUCGGAAACAAAUAAUUAUCAUAUAGAGUAUAUGUGAAAAAUCCACUAAUGAUAAGAAGGAAAUUAUGUUUAUGGACACAGAGUUUUGAAAAUUAUUUUUGGGGAAUGUUUUUAUUACAUUUAACAGGUAUAUCUUCAGGAAGUUUUAAAACUUGUAGAAAAAAGAGUCAAGAAUAUCAAGCCAUUGUAUAAACUGUUCCCAUUGUUAUAAUUAAUACAGUGCUUUGUAAUAUUAAUGACUCUUCAAAAAUAUUUUAUGUACAUAAGUACAUUGUAUGCAAUAUGUCUUUACAUUCUUUAUGAACGAUUCGCAUUCACUUUAGCGUUCUCUUUAAUGCUCUCUUUAGCACAUCUCUUCUGUAUUCUUUGCUUAAAGCAAUGACAGCAAGAGAAAAUACAAAGUGCUUGUACAUUAACCUGUUUUCCUGAGUAUUACCAAUUUUAUGCGUAUAGCCGCAAUUUGUCCACAUUAUCAUUAAAUUUUAGUGCUACAAAUUCUACGAUGAAACGUUGUGCUUGUUGUGUUGUGUUUAAAUUUUUAAUGAUACGAGCAUGAAUAUACAGUUGCUUUGUAGCAUAAAUAAGACAAGGAAUGUACUUGAUUAAAGAUGCCAAUAAUUCUGACAUUAAUUCUGACAAUUUAAUGCAGUAGCUAUGAAAUUAAAGACUUGAAAAAGAAGAAAAUAAGUUUCUUCAUAUCUAGAAAAUACAUUGAAUAAUAUAAAAAUGAAAAUUAUAUUCCUUUGUCACCUUUUUUUUCGUUAGUUGAUAUUCAUAAGAAAAGAAUUUGAAACCUUGUAUUCAUGUUGUAAAUAAUAAACAAAAGUGAUAGUCAUGUUAUAUAUUCUUUAUUUAUAUCUUUAAAUGUUAGACCUUAAGUGCCUUUAUUGUAUUACAAUACAAAACAACUUUUUUAUAUAUUUCAAUUAUAGAAACUAGAUAGCUGCUAACUAACUAUACU
This is a messenger RNA of Nomia melanderi (Alkali bee), 6382 nucleotides long. RefSeq lists its product as uncharacterized. NCBI's taxonomy places the organism in Eukaryota, Metazoa, Arthropoda, Insecta, Hymenoptera, Halictidae. The record is from RefSeq and is a predicted model, not a curated record.